Molecule: messenger RNA, 842 nt
Organism: Xylaria bambusicola
Lineage: Eukaryota; Fungi; Ascomycota; Sordariomycetes; Xylariales; Xylariaceae
Exons: 2
Coding region: 187-615 (142 amino acids)
Source: RefSeq, a predicted model, not a curated record
AAAUAAAUCUAUUCUCCUAGGUUACUGUCUCGUUCUCAAUUGUAUCAGUAGCAUCAUCAUCGUAUCAUAUCAACAUACACACACUUGCUCAUAAUCCACCACUAAAUACCGCCAAUAUCGAACCGUCGAGUGCAAUAUCUAUCUACUCUCUCUAUAGUCAAAAAGAUAAUAUUCGCUGCCCUCAAAAUGGUCUCCGUCAAGUCCCUCACAGCUGCGGCUUUCGCCAGUCUACUACCGCUCGCCUCGGCUGGGCCAAUGAUUAGCAAAAUGACCGCGCCGGCCACAGUGGUGGCCGGUGAGAACAUCACAAUUACACUGGGCACGUCCAUCUAUAUCCAGAAUUGGGAGGACUUCAACAUCGCCUGGGGUUUGGCACCCCCCAGGUAUGGCGGACAAGGUGAAAAUGGCGAGAUCUAUAUCGGUACGCAAAUCGGAUACACGAACCUAUACGGAACCGGUAUCGCGAAGCUCAAUAGCUUCACUGUCGAUGUCGCCAUCCCCGAGAACCAGCCGGAAGGGGACUGGCUGCUUGUAGCCGCUGUGCCAUAUCUCGUCGGCGCUUCUGGCUCGACUAAUUUGCGUUCUUUCAACUCUACAAUUAAGAUCACAACCUAAGAGGCUGGAUUUCGACAAGAGGUUCCUAAGGCCACGGGACUGCACUUUCCUAUUCCAACCCUUAGUAGGUUAAUAUAGUCUGAGUUGAUUGCAAAAUGAGUGGCGUUUGUGGGUUUACAACGAAAACGUUCAUGUAGCGAUGACUGGUAUGCAAAUGGAUGCGCUUGAUUUCUAGGUACAUAAAUAGACAACGCUAUCUUAAUAGAAUUAUUUCGCAAGAACCACUC